Messenger RNA from Polyodon spathula (Mississippi paddlefish), 4347 nucleotides. Its product is annotated as netrin receptor UNC5B-b-like. Bases 842 to 3706 code for a protein of 954 amino acids. The transcript has 17 exons. Gene Ontology annotation, biological process: netrin-activated signaling pathway; anterior/posterior axon guidance. NCBI's taxonomy places the organism in Eukaryota, Metazoa, Chordata, Actinopteri, Acipenseriformes, Polyodontidae. Gene Ontology annotation, cellular component: membrane. The record is from RefSeq and is a predicted model, not a curated record. Gene Ontology annotation, molecular function: protein binding; netrin receptor activity.
GAGCGUGGAAUCUGAGGAAAGCAGGAAAAGGGAGUCUCGGUUUUUUUCUGCGCUCUGGGGGUUGUAAGCUAUUGGCUUUUUUGCUGUUCGUGUUUACACCUUGGCAUUGUCGAAGUAAAGCAGUCCGAGAGAGGAUGCAGAGACGGAGGCAUACACACAGCAAGGCACGGAGCGGAGAAACGCGUUGUCAGAAUACACUGGCAGUGUAGCAGCCGCGUUUCAACAGCACAGCUGCUGAAGUCGGAAGAAAUCUUGAGUUCUCGUUAUUUUCCGACUUUCUUUGCAAGCAUGACGGGCUUUUUGAAAACGCCACACCGACUGAUAUAACUUUGCGUGCUUGUGUGUUUGGUAGUACGAACGUGAAUAAUUUAUGAAAUGACGAAAUUAUACGAUAUCUAGGGAACUUUUUUGUUUUUUUUACAAGUUUUCUUGUUGGUUUUUCCUUCGUAUUCAGUUUCACGAUUUAUUUUUUGAUGGGGUAGUGAAGCAGAUUCAAGAAGUCAAUACAAACUGAAAAUAUUUUCAGUUUUUUUUUUUUUUUUUUUUGUGGUAUCACUUUUGUGACUCAAAGGGAUAUAUAACUGCUACAAUUGGUACUUUUUAAUAGCCGGCAUAUAACAUACAUACGAAAUAUACUCUCCAUAUUCAGUUUAGAAACUGUGUCCUUCUAUAUAAAAAUAAUAAUAAUAAUAAUAAUAAUAAUAAUAAUAAUAAUAAUAAUAAUAAAAUAUAAGUACAAUUAAGAAAUACCUUUAAAACCUUCAACCCGAUACAGAGGUGGAAGGGAGGCCAGUGUCGGCGAAUUCCCCGGGACCUUGGACAGUUACUUAGCCGGGAAGCGAUGCACUCAUCUCGGAUACAGCGGUCCGCGGCGCUCGGUCUGCUGAUGGUUUAUCUUGUGUUUUGUAACCCACGAGUCACCGAAGCAGGCCCCGGUGAUUACAGCGAUGUGCUCCCGGACUCGUUCCCCUCGGCUCCCGCGGAGCCCCUCCCCUCGUUCCAGCAGGAGCCGGACGACGCCUACAUCGUGAAGAACAAUCCUGUGGAAUUGCAUUGCAGGGCCACGCCCGCUGCACAGAUCUACUUCAAAUGCAACGGGGACUGGGUCAACCAGAAUGACCACGUGACCAGAGAGAGCCUGGACCAGAUCACAGGGCUGGUGGUUCGAGAGGUGGAUAUCGAGGUCUCUCGCACUCAGGUAGAGGAGCUCUUUGGACUGGAUGAUUUCUGGUGCCAGUGCGUGGCCUGGAGCUCUGCUGGGACUACAAAGAGCAGGAGGGCUUACGUCCGCAUCGCAUACCUGCGGAAGAACUUCGAUCAGGAGCCGCUGGGGAAGGAGGUCCCGCUGGAGCACGAGGUGUUAUUACAGUGCCGGCCACCAGAGGGCAUCCCAGGGGCUGAGGUAGAGUGGUUGAAGAACGAGGAGCCCAUUGACCCCACCAGAGACUCCAACUUCCUGAUCACCAUCGAUCACAACCUCAUCAUCAAGCAGGCUCGGCUUUCUGACACGGCCAACUACACCUGCCUGGCCAGGAACAUCGUGGCCAAGAGACGCAGCACCACCGCCACCGUCAUUGUAUACGUGAACGGAGGCUGGUCCACGUGGACAGAGUGGUCCCCCUGUAAUACUCGCUGUGGCCGUGGCUGGCAGAAGCGGACUCGGUCCUGUACCAACCCUGCACCCCUCAAUGGAGGAGCCUUCUGUGAGGGGCAGCCCUACCAGAGAGUCACCUGCAACACACUGUGCCCAGUGGACGGAGGCUGGACGGAAUGGGCGAAGUGGUCUGCCUGCAGCACGGAGUGCACACACUGGCGCAGCCGCGACUGCCAGGCCCCGGCACCCGUGAAUGGGGGGAAAGACUGCAGCGGCCUGCUGCUCCAAUCGAAGAACUGUACCGACGGACUCUGUAUGACCAAUAAAAAGCUUUUUGUUGAGCAUAAAAUCCAUCCUCUGGAGGUGACGGGUGAUGUAGCGCUGUAUGCCGGCCUGGUGGUGGCGCUGUUUAUUUUCCUGGUGAUCAUGACGGCGGUGGGCAUGGUGAUCUACCGGCGGACAUGCAGUGACUUCAACACCGACAUCACUGAUUCAUCGGCCGCCCUGACCGGAGGCUUUCACCCCAUCAACUACAAACCUCCCCGACACGAUAACCCCCAUCUCCUGAACGCCUCGAUCCAGCCCGACCUGACCGCCAGCGCAGGCUCGUACCGGGGGCCCAUGUACUCUCUGCAGGACUCGGGAGACAAGAUCCCCAUGACUACCUCUCCCCUGCUGGACCCCCUUCCCAGCCUGAAGAUCAAGGUGUACAACUCCUCCACCGUCUCCUCUCUGGGGCUGUCCAGCGGAGGGGAGUUGCAGGAAGGGGGGCCCAUCGGCAAGGCACCCAUGGGGACCUACCCCGGGGGAGGGGGGCUGUCCCAGGACAGAGAGAUCCUAAACCAGAAGAACAAGGCUCUUGGCUCCUCACAGCACCUCCACACCCUCCCCAGGGAGCCUGGGAACAGCGUCAGAGGGACAUUCGGCUGCUUAGGGGGGCGACUCAUUAUCCCCAACACAGGUGUCAGUCUGCUGGUUCCCCAGGGCACAAUCCCGCAGGGGAAGUUCUACGAGAUGUACCUCAUCAUAAACAAGCGCGACAACACAACGCUCCCCUCGGAGGGCACACAGACUGUCCUGAGCCCCGUGGUGACAUGUGGUCCCGCAGGGUUGCUGCUGUGCCGCCCGGUCGUCCUGAGUGUACCGCACUGCGCUGACCUGGCCUCCUCUGACUGGAUAGUGAAGCUCAAGACACAGGCACACAGCCAAUGGGAGGAGGUGGUAACACUGGAUGAGGAAACUUUCAGCACGCCCUGUUACUGCCAGUUGGAACCUCAAUCCUGCCAUGUGCUCCUGGACCAGCUGGGAACCUACAGUCUGGUGGGGGAGUCGUACUCCAGUGCUGCUCUCAAGAGCCUCCAGCUGGCCAUCUUCGCACCCACUACCUGCAGCUCCCUUGAGUACAGCCUCAAAGUGUAUUGCAUAGAGGACACGCCUGACGCACUCAAGGAGAUCCUGGAGCUCGAACGGAACCAGGGAGGGUACCUGUUGGAGGAGCCCAAGCCUCUACUUUUCAAAGACAGUUACCACAACCUGCGACUCUCCAUCCAUGACAUCCCUCACUCCCUGUGGAAGAGCAAGCUGCUGGCCAAAUACCAGGAGAUCCCUUUCUAUCACAUCUGGAGUGGCAGCCAGCAUGCCCUGCACUGCACCUUCAACCUGGAGAGACACAGCCUGGCAUCCACUGAGCUCACCUGCAAGAUCUGUGUGCGCCAGGUGGAGGGAGAGGGGCAGAUCUUCCAGCUGCACACCUUCAUCCAGGAGAACGUGACACCGUUUAACCCCUUCCCCGCUGCGGACAGUGGCCCUUGCCCCUCCAUUCAGGUGGGGCCCUAUGCCUUUAGGAUACCCUCAUCCAUCCGAUAUAAGAUCUGCAGCAGCCUUGAUGCACCCACCUCACGGGGCAACGACUGGAGAUUGCUGGCACACAAUUUGGGCUUCGACAGGUAUCUGAAUUACUUUGCCACCAAGUCGAGCCCCACAGGUGUGCUGUUGGACCUGUGGGAGGCCUGUCACCAUGACGAUGCGGACCUCAACUCGCUGGCAAGCGCACUCGAGGAGAUGGGCAAGAGCGAGGUGCUGGUGGUCAUGGCAACCGAGGGGGACUGCUGAGGAGGGGUGGGGCUACGAACUCGCAGGGCAAGACCACUCAGAACAGAGGAGGCAAAGCGAAACCCCACCACACAGCCAAGGUGCAUUUAUCGAAUCACACGGCAAGAUACAAGUGUGCAAAAGACACAAAGCAUAAUGAUACAGUAACGACAAUAUCGCUAACGCUAAAGAGACAAUAAGCACUGGGAUAUGAAUGGAAAUGGAAAUCCCAGCAUGCAGAAAAGCUUGGUGCAUGUCAUCAUAAUACAUGGGUCAGGAUAUAAACUGAGCUAAGCUACAGUCUCCAUGCGUAUUGCACUAUGCAGGUCAGAUUAUGAUGGGUUUUAGAUGAUCAUUAAUGCUCAUUAUUGAAAUGCUAGGGAAAACUUCUAAAUGUGUGUGUUAAAGAAAUUCACACCUGACAGCCUGAAGAAGUUGUCUGCAGCUGGCUUGGAGUGCUUGCCUUUCUCUCUCAAUGUUUUUGGUGGAUCUCAGAUCGCUAUGCAGCAUUGUGUGAUUCAGUGUAUCGCUGUGUGUCACGCCAUUGUACGAUGAUAUGUAUCGUGUGAUUAAUUAUUGUGGGUGGUUGCAUCUUGACGAAUCGAUGACUCUUUGACCUCUGCCCCUUGUCUUGUGUGGCUUCAGUGUUCCUGGGUGGGAAG